AUGGCCGAAUCCGACUCUUUCCUGCACCUCGCCCGCCCGCUGGGCCCCGCGCACAUCGGCGCCCAGCCGUCGUCGGCCCCACUCAACGUCGUGAUCCAGCCUCAGGCUCUCUUCUCCAUCCUUGACCACUCGCUGCGCCGCAACCCCGACCAGGAGCGCGUCAUCGGCACCCUGCUCGGUGUCCGCAGCGAGGAUGGCUCCGAGAUCGAGAUCCGCAACUGCUACGCCGUCCCCCACACCGAGACCCAGGAGCAGGUCGAGGUCGACAUGGACUACCAGAAGCAGAUGCUGCAGCUGCACCUGCGCGCCAACCCGCGCGAGGUCCUGGUCGGCUGGUACGCCACGUCGGCCGAGCUCAACACCUUCUCCGCCCUGAUCCAGAACUUCUACGGCCAGCAGGGCGACGGCACCUGGCCGCACCCGGCCGUCCACCUGACCGUGUCCACCGUCCCCGGCAAGGACAUCGAGGCCCGCACCUACAUCUCCGCCCCCAUUGGCGUCACCGCCGAGCGCGCCGCCGACAGCUGCCUGUUCAUCCCCGUGCCCCACGAGAUCAAGUACGGUGAGGCCGAGAAGAGCGGUCUGGAGCUCAUCUCCACUGCCAAGGACUCCGAAGGCCGCGAGCAGGCCAUCCUCACCGACAUUGAGUCGCUGGAGCGCGCCGUCGAGCAGGUCCUGGAGAUGCUCGACCGCGUCUCCAACUACGUCAACAACGUCCUGGACGAGGAGGCCCAGCCUUCGAGCGCCCUCGGCCAGUUCCUCAUGAACGCCCUCUCCCUGACCCCCAAGGUCGACCCGGCCGACAUCGAGCGCGAUUUCAACAACCACAUCCAAGACGUUCUCGUUGUCUCGUACCUCGCCAACACCAUCCGCACCCAGAUCGACCUGUCCAACAGAUUAGCAACCGCUGCUCUUACCCUCGGCGGCGGCGACGCCCUUGCCGGCGAAGGUGGCCAGAAGGGCCAGGGCGAGCGCAGGAAGGGUGGCCGCCAGAACCGCGAGCAGCAGUGA
Molecule: messenger RNA, 1011 nt
Organism: Lasiodiplodia theobromae
Lineage: Eukaryota; Fungi; Ascomycota; Dothideomycetes; Botryosphaeriales; Botryosphaeriaceae
Product: Eukaryotic translation initiation factor 3
Exons: 3
Coding region: 1-1011 (336 amino acids)
Biological process (GO): translational initiation
Cellular component (GO): eukaryotic translation initiation factor 3 complex, eIF3m
Molecular function (GO): metallopeptidase activity; translation initiation factor binding; translation initiation factor activity
Source: RefSeq, a predicted model, not a curated record